UCCGUCGUGGCGGAAGCUUACAUGGGGAGUGGACGGUAAAGUGUCCUUGAAAAGCCGCUUCCAGGAGGCGGAGCCCCGCAGUCAUUCUCGAGGCGACGGAGCUGCAGAAUAUCAAGCCGGUUCGUUGUAGCAGCUGUUGCCUAGGUGUGCCCAACCUCGCCAUGUCUGGGGAGCUGGAGAUCAUGGAAUCGCAGGUGAUGUGGGAGCCGGACUCUAAACGGAACACCAACAUGGAUCAGUUCCGGGCAGCGGUAGCUGCUGCUUAUGGGAUUCGCCUGGCCAACUACAGCGAAUUGUACCAUUGGUCGGUGGAUCAUUAUCCAGAUUUCUGGGCAGAAUUUUGGAAGUUUAGUAGAAUUGUCUUCUCCCGCCUUUAUGACGAGGUGAUUGACCCUUCUAAGGGCAUUUCGGACGUUCCAGAGUGGUUUAAAGGCAGCCGGUUAAACUAUGCAGAAAACCUCCUGAAGCACAAAGAAAAUGACAAAAUUGCCCUCUACGCGGCACAGGAAGGCAAGGAAGAGAUUGUAAAGGUGACUUUUGAAGAUCUGAAGCAGCGGGUUGCCCUCUAUGCAGCAGCCAUGAGGAAGAUGGGAGUGCAAAUGGGAGACAGAGUUGUUGGUUACUUGCCAAAUGGCAUCCAUGCAGUGGAAGCGAUGUUGGCUGCGGCAAGCAUCGGUGCCGUUUGGAGCGCAACGUCGCCGGACUUCGGCAUCAAUGGUGUACUGGACAGAUUUUCCCAGAUUCAGCCCAAGCUGAUCUUUUCCGUGGAAGCCGUCAUUUACAAUGGGAAAAAGCAUAAUCACUUGGAAAAGCUUCAGAACGUUGUAAAGGGACUCCCAGAUCUUAAAAAAGUAGUGGUGAUUCCGUAUAUUACCUCGAGAGAAUAUAUAGAUAUUUCCAAAAUGCCGCACAGCAUCUUUCUAGAAGACUUUCUCGCAGCAGACAAGGGAGGCCAAGCCCCACAGCUGGAGUUUGAGCAGCUCCCUUUCAACCACCCUCUUUUUAUCAUGUAUUCCUCUGGCACGACAGGCGCUCCCAAGUGCAUGGUUCAUUCAGCAGGGGGGACGUUAAUUCAGCAUUUGAAGGAGCACAUUCUCCAUGGUAACAUGUCCAGCAGUGAUAACAUCAUGUAUUAUACAACGACUGGCUGGAUGAUGUGGAACUGGCUGGUGUCUGCUUUAGCUGUAGGUGCAUCUGUGGUCCUGUAUGACGGGUCGCCGCUUGUUCCGUCCCCCAACGCCCUCUGGGAUUUGGUUGACCGACUAGGUAUCACCAUCCUUGGGACAGGUGCCAAAUGGUUGGCGGUGCUGGAAGAUAAGAACCUUAAACCAUGUGAAACUCAUAACCUCCAAACGCUCCACACCAUCCUAUCAACGGGUUCACCCCUCAAGCCUCAAAGUUACGAGUAUGUCUACAAACACAUAAAGAGCAGCGUUCUGCUGGGAUCCAUUUCAGGAGGCACAGAUAUAGUUUCGUGUUUUAUGGGCCAGAACGUGGCCAUUCCGGUUUACAAGGGUGAGAUCCAGGCACGGAAUCUUGGAAUGGCAGUGGAAGCCUGGAACGAUGAAGGUCUGCAGCCCAAUGACUUAUCUUGUCAUUUCCCCCCGAAUCGACACUGUGGCAAGCCAGUCUGGGGAGAAAGCGGCGAGUUGGUUUGUACCAAGCCCAUGCCCUGCCAGCCGACACACUUUUGGAAUGACGAGAAUGGAAACAAAUACAGGAAGGCAUAUUUUUCCAGAUUUCCAGGUGUCUGGGCUCACGGCGACUACUGCAAAAUCAACCCCAAGACAGGAGGCAUUGUCAUGCUUGGCCGCAGUGAUGGCACGCUGAAUCCAAGCGGAGUGAGGUUUGGGAGUUCAGAGAUCUAUAACAUAGUGGAAGCUUUUGAGGAGGUUUCAGACAGCCUCUGCGUCCCUCAGUACAACAAAGAUGGCGAAGAAAGGGUGAUCCUUUUCCUGAAGAUGGCCACCAACCAAAAAUUCAGUCCAGAUUUGGUGAAACGUAUUAGGGAAGCGAUUCGCAUCGCGCUGUCAGCUCGGCAUGUUCCCAGCCUCAUUCUAGAAACUGAAGGCAUUCCGUACACGAUAAAUGGGAAGAAGGUCGAAGUGGCUGUCAAGCAUGUUAUUGCCGGGAAGGAAGUGGCUCAGCGGGGCAUCUUCUCCAAUCCAGAGACACUGGACCUCUACCGAAAUAUUCCUGAGCUGCAGAACUUCUGAAGGAAUCUGCCUCCUGCCAAUCUCUGUGCUUGUAUGCGUGCAUGUAUGGUUUAGUAUUGUGUAUAUAAUAUGUAUAUGGAUACUGUAUGUAAAAGAAACUUUUUAUUUAAGCAAUGGUGUUUCUUUUUUAAAAAAAGAAACUUUUGCCAAGUGCUUCAUGAAAAGGCUUUUUGGAAGGGCAGCCCUGGAAAUGUUGGUGUACUAGAUUUAUUUUUCUUUCAGCCAAUAAGCGCUUGUCUUGCCUUUUUUCAAAUAUAACUGGUUACAGAGACUUUUAAAAUAAUCUACACUAAAACCAUGGUUUUCAUUUUCUUUUAAAAUUGAGGAAAGAGGGUGAACAUCCCAUGGGAUGAUAAGACAUAUUCCAUUUGGCUUAAGUUGGAGUUGGGGAACCUGCGGUCCUUCAGAUGCUAUUGGACUGUAACUCCCAUCAGUCCCAGCCAGCAUGGCCUAUUGUCAGGAAUGAUGGGAGUUGUCAUUCAGGCACAUCUGGAGGGCCACAGGUUCCUCACCCUGGGUUUGAAAGCUGUGUUCUGAGGAUUCUAGGAAAGCUAUUGGAAGCUUCUCAGUGGGAAAUUUAGAAAGCAGUGGACGAAUUCCCAUGCUUGCUCACCACUACUGUUGCAUUUGAGCUUUUCUAGACAAAGGGGAUGUUGGGCGUGAUAAAAAAUGGCAUUUUCAGUGAUGGUAGGGCCCAGCAGAUUUAGACAAGAACUGAAAGUGUCCCCUAGACCACGUCCCCAAAUCCUUGGCAAUGGACAGAGCAUCCAUGAUGGAUAAUUCCAUAUGGGAAGGUUUCCUAGAUGCAAGGAAGUUUUCAAAACCACUGAAUUAAUGAGUCCUUUCAGUUUCUAAAAUGUUUACUUUUUUGGUUUUUUAAAAAAGAGAUCUGGGUCUGUGUUUAAAUCUUUUUUAAUUUUUUAAAAAUACUUAUUUUUAGAAUGACCUUCACCAUCCUGGUGCCUCCAGAUUGUUUGGACUGAAGGGCACCAGGUUGGCGAAGGCUGUUUUAGAACUGAGCAUGUUUUUGCUGCUGUUCAAAAUGAUACUUGAGUUUACAACUAGAGUAUGAAAGAUUUAGCAGCAUUGUGCUUGCGCCCUCUUGAAAUCAAUGGGACCAAAAUCAGUAGUAUCUAGCUGAAAGUUCCAUCAGUUCACUGGGAUUUUAUUUUACUUUGGAUUGGCACCAGGAUUUUGCUGCCUUGCCUCUCCAGACCUCAAAAUCAUCUCUCUUGACAAAGGGCACGCGCUGAAAUUGGAAGCAUGACUGCGCACUUAAGUUUUUCUGAAAUGUUUUAAAAAGUGGUUAGAAUUUUUAUAAACUUGAAGGAAACAGGCCACCUUGAUCCCCACUGCAGAUCCCGAGUAUGGAAGCAAAUGGCUUAGUCACCAGUCUUGCACAUCCACAUUUUUAACAGUGCAUGGGCCAAAGGUGGACACCAUAGCCCAGUGGUAGCCAAUGUGGUGCCUAGAGAAACUGAUUGACAGCAACUCCCAUUGCCCCAGCCAGCAUAGCCAGUGAUGAAGGAUGAUGGGAGCUGAAGUCCUAGCAAUGUCUGGAGGGAACCUCAUUGGCCAAAGACUCCCCAUGCCAUAGACUCUGCCCAAAGACUCUCAUAAGCAAAGGAUGCUUGAUCCCUUUCUUUCACAGUGCCAACAGCAACGGUAGUGUUGGUAUGGCAAGGCUCUUUAACUCCCAUUCGCCUUGUGUUGGUUUGUACAUAGGAGGUCAGACAGGAGAACUCUGGCUGAAGCUCUUUUACAUUAGAUGCUGGAUAGUGGGAAAGGAUGCUUAAGAGCCCUUUGUCUCCAGCGUGGGUGAUAUCUGUACCAUACAUUUAAAGCACAUGGUUCCUGUCACCCCAGAAAAGAAUCCUGGAAGUGGUAGUUUAAGGGUCUUGGGAGUAGUAAACUACAGUUCCCAGGUUUCUUUGGAGAAGUCAUAUGGUUUAAAUAUGCUGUAAAUGUAUGACAAAGGGGGAAUUUUUGGCCCUCUAGUUGUUGCUGAACUAUAAUUCCCAUCAUUUCUGGCCAUUGUUCAUCAUCAUCAUCUGGAGGGCCAAAGGUUUCCCACAUCUGUGGUAUGGUGUGGAUGUGGCUUUGGCUUUUGAGGGAGAAAGCAGUAUAAGUAGGAGAAACAAGAAAGGGAGAAUCUGUGAGAUUGAGGGUUACUCCGGGCCCAGGGAAUGUGCACCUUUGGGUGGCUGGAUUGAGCAUGCAGGCAGCAUCUGCCUAUCCUGUGUCCCAGAAACUCGGAAUACCUUUGUGUUUGGUAGGCAAUAUGUUUAAUUUCCUUUCUUGCUUUAAAAUAACACCACAUGUUCUUUGAUGGGAAGAAAAAGAACUAAAAUGGUGUCUUGGUACUUUCAUCUGUCUGGGUUUGUAAAGGGAUUUUUUUUUCUGUCCUAAUAAAACAAGCCAUUACAAGUUAUGGAAAGCAAUGAAAUGGAAAUUAACAAUCCAUUUUAUUUUUCAUAAAAGGAAGAUGCAGUUGUGAGAACUCUGCUGAAAAAGAAAGUUUGGUGUUUGAGCAACUUCUGUGUUAGUUGGACUGAAUGGUGGACAAAUUCUGUCUUGGAUUUUUUCCCCUUGUUAAAAUCAUGAUGUUGAGUGAACUCAGUGAUGUUUUAAGGAAUUUAAAGUUAAUAAAACUGCAGAAUAAAUUCUCA
This is a messenger RNA of Rhineura floridana, 4885 nucleotides long. RefSeq names its product acetoacetyl-CoA synthetase (gene AACS). Gene Ontology annotation, molecular function: acetoacetate-CoA ligase activity. The record is from RefSeq and is a predicted model, not a curated record. Gene Ontology annotation, cellular component: cytosol. The transcript is spliced from 18 exons. The coding region runs from base 162 to 2216 and encodes 684 amino acids. Lineage: Eukaryota; Metazoa; Chordata; Lepidosauria; Squamata; Rhineuridae. Gene Ontology annotation, biological process: lipid metabolic process; positive regulation of insulin secretion.